This is a messenger RNA of Funneliformis geosporum, 795 nucleotides long. NCBI's taxonomy places the organism in Eukaryota, Fungi, Glomeromycota, Glomeromycetes, Glomerales, Glomeraceae. The record is from the annotation of a GenBank genome assembly.
AUGACAUUUUUACUGGGAUAUUUUAAUUAUUUUGGAAUUGAAACGAGUGAAUACAAGGAGAAAGCGUUCGAAUUAUUCACUGAAGCUUCAAAACAGAAUCAUAUAUUGGCUCAAUAUUAUAUUGGAAUAUGUUGUCAAAAUGGAUAUGGAACGAUCAAGGAUCAAGAUUUAGCAUUUAAAUAUUUUGAAAAGGUCGCCAAUAAGGAUUUUGCGGCAGGACAAUUAAAUAUUGGUUACUUUUAUGAGUAUGGUAUAGGAGUCGAAGAAGAUUCGAAAUUGGCAAUUUUUUGGUAUGAGAAGGCUGCAAAUAAUGGAAAUAUGAUCGCCAAAUAUAAUCUUGGCCUUUGUUAUAAAAAUGGUAUCGGUGUUGAAAAAGAUUAUAAAAAAGCUUUUAAAUUAUUCGAACAAUCAGCUAAAGGAGAUUAUUUAAACGGGAUAUCGAUAUUGGGGUAUUUUUAUAGGAAUGGGAUUGGAACUUGCACCGAUGAACACAAAGCGUUUAAUUUAUAUCAAAAAGCCUCAAGUUUAGGAGAUAAUAUAGCUCAAUACAAUCUCGCUAUUAUGUUUGAAGAUGGAAUUGGUAUUAGAAAAGAUAUCGAUCAAGCAAUUUAUUGGUAUAAAAAAUCUGCGGAAAGUGGUUUUCAAAAAGCCCAAAAUAGAUUCGAAGAACUUUCAAAAAUUAAUAAACGAAAAGAUGAUGAUAAUUAUACAUUUAUCAGAUUUGGGCUCUUAUUGCGAAUUGCUCAUCGUAGCAUGAAAGAUUAUGCUGCGGAAAGGUACCUCCACUUAAUAUGA